Messenger RNA from Zerene cesonia (dogface butterfly), 1913 nucleotides. RefSeq lists its product as uncharacterized. NCBI's taxonomy places the organism in Eukaryota, Metazoa, Arthropoda, Insecta, Lepidoptera, Pieridae. Gene Ontology annotation, molecular function: ATP-dependent polydeoxyribonucleotide 5'-hydroxyl-kinase activity; double-stranded DNA binding; polynucleotide 3'-phosphatase activity. Gene Ontology annotation, biological process: DNA repair. The transcript is spliced from 6 exons. The record is from RefSeq and is a predicted model, not a curated record. Bases 301 to 1872 code for a protein of 523 amino acids.
CUGUGGUUCGCUUGUGAGUUGUGACAUUUCAUGUAUUACACUGUAGUCUGUAAUGACAUUAUAAAUUUUAUUAUACACAUUAUAAUAAAAUAAUUGUAAACACGGAAAUUUUUUUAGAAGUUAUAACUUAUUACCUACACUAAAUUUUUGAAUUAAAGUAUUAAAACUGCAAUUAAACUCUUACUUUGGCGAAUUAUUUUCUAAAUAAAUAUCAGGCUUUUUAUACAUUAAUUCCUAUACAACUUUAGUCUUAUUGGUUAUUAUUAUGAAUAUUCACUUUAACGAAUAGCUAAUCACUAUAUGAAUAUGAUUCGUAAUUGCUUUUUGCGCUGUGUAUUGGAUUCGCAUGCGCCUAUAUCUUUGCCACAUAAACUAGAGACAGUAGUGGGACGCAGCAAAAUAACUAAGAUAAAAGAUCAGGCUUGCUCUCGGCAACAGCUUAGUCUUACGGCGGAUUGUGACCAAUGUUUGGUUGAAGUGAAGCAAAUAGGAAUAAAUCCGUCAGGUUUAGACGGUUUCGCAUUGAAGAAGGAUGGCGUUUAUAAAAUAAAACAUGGAAGUAAAUUAGAAAUAUUGUUAAACCAGUAUAUUCAUGUAAUUGAAUUUGAUCCACCUCCAGACGAUUAUGAAAAACCAAAAUUAGGUAUAAAACGUAAAUCGAGCGAGACUCCGGACCACAAACGAAAGCUUAUAAAAACAGAGAUAGAUAUGGAUGUAAAAGAAUGUACAGAAAGCUAUUGGGAAGAUAUUGACAAAGGUGAGGUUUAUAUCUAUACAGCAAAAGGUGUGAAAUCAAGUAGGAAAAUAGCUGCAUUUGAUAUGGAUGGAACAUUAAUCAAAACAAAGUCUGGCAAAGUACAUCCAGUAGAUACAAAUGACUGGCAGAUCAUUUUUCCCUGUGUGCCACACAAAUUGGCGGAAAAACACAAGGAUGGUUACAAAAUUGUACUGUUAAGUAAUCAAUCACCCAUCGGUAGUGGAAGAGUGAAAAUAGAGGAUUUUAAAAAAAAGAUUGAGGGUGUGGUUGCAAAAUUGGAUGUACCUGCACAAGUUUACAUAGCUACAGGAAAGGGAUUUUUUAGAAAACCAGCUACUGGCAUGUGGGAUGUUCUUGCAGAGCAGAAAAAUGAUAGUGUACCAAUUGAUAUGCAAGCCAGUUUUUACUGUGGUGACGCAGCUGGGCGAAAUGCAAACUGGGCUCCAGGAAAGAAGAAAGAUCACUCCAUGGCUGAUAUUCUUCUAGCAGAAAACCUUGGCCUCAAGUUCUUUACACCUGAACAAUUCUUCUUAGGUCACUCCAUUUCUAAUGUGCCUAUGAGUAGGCCGGAAUUCAUUCCAAAAGAUGUAAAAUCCGAACCAUUUAAUGAACAAUUAAUUAGCUCAGAACAAGAGCUUCUUGUGAUGGUGGGUUACCCAGGCAGCGGAAAGUCAUUUGUGGCCAAACAAAUUGAGAAGAAAUCAAACAACAAGUAUGUGACUGUUUGUAGAGAUGUCCUAGGUUCCUGGCAGAAAUGUUCUGCAGAAGCAGCAAAGUAUUUACAGCAAGGCAAAAGUGUGAUAGUAGACAGUACAAAUCCCGACUUGGAAUCGCGAAGUCGCUGGACAUCGCUCGCUAAAGAGAAACGGGUCCAAUGUCGGUGCGCCAAAAUGACAACUAGCAAGGCGCAUGCGCUACAUAACAACAAAUUUAGAGAAAUAUUGAAAACCAAACAUUUGCCCGUUAAUGAUAUUGUUUUCAAUACUUUCAAAAGCAAAUUUGUUGAACCGACAGUAAGUGAGGGCUUCAAAGAAGUAAUAGAUGUGAAAUUUAAUCCUACUUUCGAAGACGCGGCGGCUGAAAAACUAUAUAAAAUGUUUUUGUUAGAAAAAUAAAAUAAUUUAUUAUGAAUUGAGAAAUAAAAGACAAUUUUAUA